This is a messenger RNA of Fusarium pseudograminearum CS3096, 4191 nucleotides long. RefSeq lists its product as uncharacterized. The transcript is spliced from 3 exons. Bases 1 to 4191 code for a protein of 1396 amino acids. Lineage: Eukaryota; Fungi; Ascomycota; Sordariomycetes; Hypocreales; Nectriaceae. The record is from RefSeq and is a predicted model, not a curated record. Gene Ontology annotation, molecular function: protein-macromolecule adaptor activity; protein binding. Gene Ontology annotation, biological process: cellular response to starvation; positive regulation of protein serine/threonine kinase activity; cellular response to amino acid stimulus. Gene Ontology annotation, cellular component: cytoplasm; TORC1 complex.
AUGGCGCUGCGAUCCGAUAUCAAUGGUACCUCUACGCCCGUUGCUGAGUCAAAUGGAGUCGCUUCAGCAGCGAGACCCAGACCGAACGGCCACUCAACCUCCAACGAUACUACUGGAAACGACGAAAACGGCCAACGGCCCUUGAGCGCACCAGGCCGCCGAAACGGAAGCAUAGCCUUGGAAACGAGAGACGAUAUUGAGCACCACCAGCAGACGCGGCCUGCGAAGCCGUUACUACUCCGAUCGAAGAGCGACUACGCGCCACGGCCGAUGGAUGAGCCUGAGCCUAUAGAAGAAGACAUACCUGAUUGGGGUGCUAGACACGGUUUCGAAGAUCAUUAUCAAUCCGAAGAUAUUAUAUCUCAACUGGCUAACAAUUGGUACAUGUACUAUACCGAUAAACGACAUGAAACGACAGGCAAACCGAAACCACCCCAGUACGAGCUCCAAGAUUGGCGACAGAGGGACAGGUUAAAAACAGUAUCUGCAGCUCUUGCAGUAUGCUUGAACAUAGGAGUUGAACCUCCCGACCAACUGAAAACCAACCCAGGAGCGAAACUCGAGGCAUGGACGGAUCCGACCGUUCCCCCAAUUCAAAAAGCCCUCGAAAACAUUGGCAAGGCUCUACAGGCACAAUAUGAAACCCUCGCGAUAAGAGCGCGAUAUAAACAGUACCUGGAUCCUUCUGUCGAAGAGACGAAAAAAUUCUGCAUCUCACUACGUAGAAAUGCCAAAGAGGAACGUGUUCUUCUUCAUUACAACGGACAUGGUGUUCCCAAACCCACCGCAUCAGGCGAAAUAUGGGUUUUUAAUAAGAAUUAUACCCAGUAUAUCCCAGUAUCUUUGUACGACCUACAACAUUGGCUGCAAGCUCCUACUAUCUUUGUUUGGGAUUGUUCUGAAGCUGGCAAUAUCCUGAACAAUUAUCACAGAUUUGUCGAGAAGCACGAAGAGGAAGAGGAUGAAGCUGCAGAGCGGGACCCCAACUACACAAAGACGAAUUUCCGGCCCUAUAUUCACCUGGCUGCAUGUGCUGUGAAGGAGAAUCUCCCAACAAACCCUCUGCUGCCUGCCGAUCUCUUUACUGCUUGUCUCACUACUCCUAUUGAGAUGGCUCUUUGGUUUUUUGUUCUACAAAACCCUCUCAAAACAAAGGUCAGUCCAGAGCGAGCGAAAAAGCUGCCUGGCCGACUUCAAGAACGGCGAACUCCACUUGGUGAGCUUAAUUGGAUCUUCACUGCCAUCACAGAUAGCAUCGCGUGGACAACGUUGCCGCGUGAUCUAUUUCGCAAGUUCUUCCGACAGGAUCUCAUGGUGGCAGCUCUCUUCCGCAAUUUCCUGCUGGCCCAGCGUGUUAUGACUGUCUAUGGCUGCCACCCUCAGUCUUAUCCCAAGCUGCCAGAUACUCAUCAACAUCCAUUGUGGGAGACCUGGGACCUGGCUGUAGAUAUGGCGCUAUCUCAGCUCCCUGCGCUGGAGAAGAAGGAGAGCGAAGGCUAUGACUACGAGUAUCAAAACUCGAGCUUCUUCACGGAACAACUUACCGCUUUCGAUGUCUAUCUUACAAGAGGCGAUGCAAUGGCUCAAAAGUCGCCCGAUCAGUUGCCUGUCGUGCUACAGGUUCUGCUCAGCCAACAGCAUCGUGUUCGGGCUCUUAUCUUACUUGGGCGUUUCCUUGACUUGGGUCCAUGGUCUGUCCAGCUCGCUCUGAGUAUAGGUAUCUUCCCAUACGUUCUCAAACUUUUGCAGUCUGCUGCAGCUGAGCUGAAGCCCGUCAUGGUUUUUAUUUGGGCACGUCUCAUUGCUGUGGACCUUUCUUGUCAGCAGGAUCUCAUUAAAGACAGCGGUUACAGUUACUUUGCACAAAUCCUCAAGCCUUCUGAGGGGUUGCCUGUUGUUGAUAGCGAUGAGCACAAAGCUAUGUGCGCGUUCAUUCUGGCAAUGCUUUGCAAAGACUACAAGAAUGGUCAGAUGGUUUGUAAUCAGACAGACAUCAUGACUUACUGCUUGACCCAUCUUCAAAAUGAAGAGAACCCUCUCCUCCGACAAUGGGCUUGUCUUUGCAUAAGCCAGUUAUGGCAAGACCUCCCAGAGGCAAAAUGGCGAGGUAUCAGGGAGAACGCGUACGUCAAGCUAGCUUAUCUCGUGAGAGACCCUUGUUGUGAGGUGCGAGCCGCCAUGGUCCAUGCCAUGACCACAUUCCUUGGCAUCCCCGAUCUAACAGAGGAAGUGGCUCGAAUUGAGGAGUCAAUUGCAUGGACCAUACUUGAUAUGGGGAAUGACGGAAGCCCGAUGGUUCGCAAGGAGUUUGUCGUUUUCCUGUCACAUUUCGCUGUUCGCUUUGAAAGUAAGUUCUUAGUUGCAGCUUACGAACAGCUAGUUGAGGAGAAGGAGUAUCUCAUCUUCCCUCCCCAAGAUGACGGCCAGGAACACAAAAUGGGCUUGCAUUACGCAAGACCAGAAAAUCGCAACAAGGACGGCACCAUCAAACCAAUGGCCCAUGGACUUUCUCAUAACACCGUAUACAUGGCCUUAUGGAAGUUGGCUCUAGUACUCAGUGUGGAUCCUCACCCUGAGGUACAACGAGAAGCUACUAUUGUGGUAGACUAUGUUCACCACGCGCUUCUCAGCUCAAAGGUCGGAGCUCAGACGCAACUUGUCAUGGCCGAGAUUCAAAAGCGUGCGACAAGACUGGCAAAUAGGCACAUGCCCAACACAAGCCAGCGGAACAGUACUGUUGGUUCUUCAAACUCGCAGCCAUUACCUUCACCGGGACUCUUGCGCCGAACCGCCAGUUUGCUCUUUCCCUCGUUAGUCAUCAAUGAAGACAAAUCGAGACCAACAACACCGACCCUGCCUCGAUCACCAUCAAUGAAACUCGUUCCGAAUCAAGUGCCCGUGCCUCCUGAACAGAACGACCGCACCUCAGCGCAGGCGUUGUACAAUGUUGCGCAUGAGCCGUAUUCAGGUGCAUUCAAAGAGCGAGAUUUGACAAAGCCCCCCACGCUCCCACUCAAGAGCAGAUUCCUGGAAUGGUCCAUUGAGUACUUCCGUGAACCACAGAUGAAACCAAGCGAAGCAGACGAGCCGGGAAGCACCGAGUACAAUGAACGGCUUUGGCGAAGAGCUCGAAAUGAAACCAUUUUCCGAGAAACUCAGCCAUUAAAGCAACAAGCGGGAAGCCACAAGUGGAACAAUCAGCUUGGAAUUGUCAAUAAUGGGGCUCAGCCUGCAAAGAUGACUUUCCAUCAAUUUGAGGACCAUCUUGCUGUUGCAGAUGAGGGCAACACGGUUUACGUGUGGGAUUGGAAGAAGCAAGGUCGAUUAAGUCGUUUCAGCAACGGAAAUCCAGAAGGUUCCAAGAUCAGCGAUAUGAAAUUUAUCAAUGAGGAUGACCAAGCGAUGUUGCUUACAGGGUCUUCCGAUGGUGUGAUCAGAGUAUAUCGCAACUACGAAUCGGACAGAGCCAUCGAGCUUGCUUCUUCUUGGCGCGCCUUGACACACAUGGUACCCAGUAACGUCAACUCAGGAAUGGUGUUCGAUUGGCAGCAGGUCACAGGCCGGGUCCUCGUUGCUGGCGACGUUCGAGUUAUUCGUGUAUGGUAUGCGGCUUAUGAGACCUGUGUCAUGGAUAUUCCAGCGCGCUCGGGAUCCUGCGUCACUUCCCUAACUUCUGAUCAAAUGACUGGCAAUAUGUUUGUUGCCGGCUUUGGAGACGGUGCUGUUCGCGUCUUCGAUACAAGGAACAGACCUCAAGAGUCAAUGGUGCGCAAGUGGAAGGAUGAAUCGGAUCGGCAAUGGGUCAAGAGCGUUCAUAUGCAGCGCGGUGGUCAGCGGGAGCUUGUGAGCGCAAGCAGGAACGGUAAGGUCAAAAUCUGGGAUAUCCGUAUGGACAAGCCCCUGCAUUCGUUCCAAACAACACGAGACACGCUUCGGACUGCCAGCACACAUGAACACCUACCGGUCUUUGCAGUGGGCACAUCGGCUCACACCGUCAAGGUAUUCAACCUUGAUGGUCAUGAGCUCUCGAGCGUUGAGCCUUACUCGAGCUUCUUGCAACAGAAUCGCAGCUCGGCUAUCUCAGCAACCGCAUUCCACCCUCAUCGGCCAAUCCUAGGAUGUGCUGCUCGAGGUGACCACCACAUCAAUCUUUUCACAUGCGAGAAAUCCGAAUCUAUGUCCUCAAGUUAG